Papilio xuthus (Asian swallowtail) is the source of this 953-nucleotide messenger RNA. RefSeq names its product cytochrome c oxidase subunit 5B, mitochondrial. Gene Ontology annotation, cellular component: mitochondrial envelope; respiratory chain complex IV. The record is from RefSeq and is a predicted model, not a curated record. Gene Ontology annotation, biological process: mitochondrial electron transport, cytochrome c to oxygen. The transcript is spliced from 3 exons. Bases 92 to 421 code for a protein of 109 amino acids. NCBI's taxonomy places the organism in Eukaryota, Metazoa, Arthropoda, Insecta, Lepidoptera, Papilionidae.
UGGUUGACAUCAGUUUGAGUAAUUCAACCGAAAGGAAAACUUUGCUUUGGAAGUGUUUCUUCUGAUUGAAAUUAUUUAAAAAUACACAGUUAUGUGGCGCCGACGUGCUAUGAACGUAUUGCGUGCCGGCACCAGGUCCAAAAUGCACGACCAUCUGGACCACGUGACCGGCUUGGAGAAGCGGGAACUCCUCGCACAUCUCGCUGGUGACUGCGACCCUUUCCGCAUGAUGGCUAUUAAAAAAGGUCCGGGUACUUGGGAGUGUCCGAAUCUCAUUCCUAGCGCGUUUAACAAGCGAAUUGUGGGUUGCGUGUGUCACCCGGAGACCAACCAUAUUGAGUAUAUGUGGCUGCACCUAGGAGAACCCAAGCGAUGCGGCUGCGGGUACUGGUUCGAGUUAUGUCCCGUUGCACCUCUGUAGAUAGUUACACUCAUAAACAUCCUAUCUUUGUCGAAUGUAUACAUUUCUGUUAAGCAUUUUGUUAAGUUUUUUUUUUCAGAAAACUGUGUCGUAUUAUUGUUUAGCUUGUAGUUGUGAGUUAAUGUUUGUUAAACUGUACAUUAAUGGUAAUAAAUCUUUAAGUCUAUCGAAUAAUAAAACUAUGGUUAAUAAUCUUUUAAUUACUUUUUGCUAGUGUUAUAUUUUAAAGCUCAGCAUACCGUAUUUUAUAAUCCAAUAGUAAAUUAUUUAGUAUUAUUUUAGAAAGGCGGAUUAACCCAUAGUAUUGUAAACAUAAAUAACAAUUACUAAGCAACGAAAAUAGCUUAUAGGAAAGCCCACUGAAUGCUGGUGUUACGCGUUGCGCGUCGCGUAUUGUCUGCAAGUAAGGUCGCAGAGAGUCCGUUCGCCGACCCACUUCCCGCGCGACCUUGAAGUUGGUCGCCACUCGGCUUAGCCUCGCUUAUUAUAUCCUUUUGCAAACAGAUUAUAAAUCAAAUUAUAUAAUUUGUUG